Messenger RNA from Nannizzia gypsea CBS 118893, 3531 nucleotides. RefSeq lists its product as hypothetical. The coding region runs from base 1 to 3531 and encodes 1176 amino acids. Gene Ontology annotation, cellular component: cytoplasm; nucleus. Gene Ontology annotation, molecular function: protein binding. The record is from RefSeq and is a predicted model, not a curated record. Lineage: Eukaryota; Fungi; Ascomycota; Eurotiomycetes; Onygenales; Arthrodermataceae. The transcript has a single exon.
AUGAGCGAGAAACAGAAGGUCCUAUUACCUCAACAGCCAGGCAAGCCGGAUCUGGAGCAGAAACGCCGAUUUUCAAAAGACUUUGAAGCCGCUACAAAAGUCUACGGACUCUGCCCUACUCGCGUGUGGUCUGUUUUCGCCAACCUUCUACCGAUCGAUCAACCUUUCAUAAGGGAUAAACGCCACCAGAAAUGUAGCGACGACUUCUGUGAGCUCUCUACGCGCAAUUUUACCAACGUCAAACAACGUCAUGAAUGCUCAGGAUAUAAUUGGCAACUAGACAAUAAAUGCCAACCGUUGAAAGGCUUUUUUGAUGAGCAAAUUCUGAUGAAAAGUGCGCUCGCCGGAAAUUCUACGGUGUGGAACCUCGAAGGGACUAACACAGUCCCGCUUUCUCAACCGUUCAUGGCUAUUUCCCAUGUUUGGUCCGAUGGAACUGGAACGGGUAAUUGGCCAGCUGGACAAGUUAACGAAUGCCUCUAUUCAUUCUUCCGAAGGCUUGCGUAUAGGUUUCACUGCGAAGGGAUUUGGUGGGAUACAUUAUGUACCCCGCUAGAUAAAGCCGCCAGAACGGUUGCAAUCCGAACAAUGGACUGCUACUACCAGAAUGCACGAGUAACUCUAGUCCAUGAUGUUUUCCUUCGAGAGUGGACAUGGGAUGGCGCUGAGAGUGCAUGCAUUGCGAUUUUGCUAUCACCUUGGUUCAGCCGUGGCUGGACUGCUCUGGAGUUAGCAAAAUCGCUAAGAGUGAAGGUUAUUUUUAAAGGGACGGAGGGACCUGUUAUCAAAGACCUUGAUUAUGACAUUCUGGCCAACAUUAACAAAACCACUCAUCCUUCUCAUUGGACCGCGUGCCAGAUGAUAAGAGAUCUUCGAAAGGGUAUUUCAGACCUUAACGGGCUUGUGAACACUCUACGGCAUCGCCACACUUCAUGGCCUAAGGAUAUGGCGGUCAUUUCCGGCCUUCUUUUGGGUGUUGAUGUUGAGCCUGAUUAUGAGGAGGGGGAUAUAUUACAGCAAGAAAUCUUCCGCCGGGUGAUGGUUAGAAUUGGCCGGAUUUACCCCGGCCAUCUCUUUCACAACACUGCUACAAUGGCUGGCGGGGAGAGCUGGUGCCCGAGAACCCUCCUUGAAAUGCCAAUUGCAGAACAUGGUGAGGAGCUUGAAGUCGACCAGAACAUGGAUGUGAUAGGCCUUUGGGAGUGCAUCCAUAUUCCAAACCCAAAAAUGCUUAAGGAACAUGUUGCCUGGGAACACUUACGGGGCUAUACGCAAAACAAACUGGAACAACACCUUCGAGAAACAGAUGAUUGCAUAAUCUUGGUAGAGCAAUCAGCUAUCGAUCGCCCUGUCAUCUCAAGGAAAGGACUAAGGCGGGCUCUCUUAGUCAAGCAAGUCCGGAGCGUGACAGACAAAGUGGUAUAUACAUAUAUCGGCGUCCUCAACUUUAACCCACCUUUGUCCGAAGAUAACCUCCGCUCUGCGAGAGCCACCUCCGAAUACAAGCGUGUAAUUAUUCAAGGCCAUUCACAAAAACAAUCUGCUAAAAAUGGGGCACGUGUUAUAGGUAUGGUCGGUAGUGGUGGAAGUUGGGAAGAUAUACAUCAGCUGGCCUGGAUAGGGUAUUACCGAACGCUUUUCAAAAAUGAGGAUAUCAAUAGACAGGAUAGUCAAGGGAGGCAGCCACUACAUUUGAUAGCUGAACGAGGCAACUACAAAACGGUGGAAUUAUUGAUCUCGCGACCGGAUGUCGUCCCUUGUCCUGACUCUGCUGGGAGAACGGUGCUACAUUAUGCUGCCUUUGGCGGUUCAUUAACUACCAUCGACAUACUCUUGCGGGCAGGGUUUGAACUACAAGCUCAAGAUUAUUACGGAAACACACCUCUACAUCUGGCGGCUGAGCAAGGACACGAGGACGUUGUUCAAAAACUCCUUAUGGUGAUAACGGAGAUGAAGGCUAGCAUAAAAUGGGAAAACAGGAAAGGUCUCACGCCCUUGCACCUCGCAGCUUAUGUUGGGCAUGAAGGAGUGGUUAAAUCCCUGAUCACGGCAGGUGCUGAUAUCGAGGCUACAACGUCGACGUUUGGGUGGACGCCUCUUCAUUUUGCGGCCUUAAAAGGGAAUGCCGAAAUCGUUGAGUUGCUUCUACUCGUCUAUGGGUGUAGCGGAAAAAUACGAGAUGAUAAGAUUUGCUGGACUCCGUUUCAUUGCGCUGCAGUAUCCAAUGUCAAAGAAGUCAUGCGUCUAUUCUAUGAUCACGGUGUUGAGUUAGACACAGAAGACACCUAUGGAUGGACGCCACUGCAGUUAGCAAAAGCACUAGGACACGAUAUUUCCUAUCCACCACUUGACGAUAGUGUCAUCAGGGAUUUUUGCAGAAACAAAUUCUCUUUGAUACACCAUAUGGCAGUUUAUGGACCGGAUGCUACCCGCAGAAUAUUAUUCAAUCAAGUAGAUAUCUGCGGGGAUGGGCUCAUCGAGGCUAUGGAUGUUGAUAGCUUUCCCGUGAAGAGGAAUGCUAGCCGUCAGUCGGUUCUACGCUUUGCUGUUAUCAAAAACCAGCAAACAAUAGUGCAACAAUUACUCGAGGAAGCAACGGACAUCAACCUGUCUGAUAAUGAAAUGGAAAAAACCCCACUGCAUUUUGCAGUGGAGGAGAAUGCUGUGGCCAUGGCUAAGUUCCUUAUUCAGAAGGGGGCAGACGUGACUAGAACCGAUAAACACGGUAGAACGCUUCUGCAUUAUGUAGCAAAAACAGGGAACGUGGAGAUGUUUGAUCUGCUAAAAGGAACCGGAAAACUGAGCAUCAAGCAGAAAGAUUCGGCUGGUCAGACGCCUUUAUUUAUAGCGACAUGCGAGGUCCGCUCACAAAUGGUUCGGUCUCUUCUUGAGGCUGGAGCAGAUCCUAACACUAAAGAUUCUCGCGAUCGGACACCCUUAUACCGCUUGAUCGAGAUGAGGAGCUGGUUAUUAUAUUCAGACCUUCUUGAACAUGGCGCGCAUCCUAACAUAUGCCAUACGUUUGCAAGUGAAGAACCGAAGUCGAAUAUUUCUCCUUCCCGCAAUUGGAGAGCCAAGUUACCGAAAACGGGGAGGACUGAUCUGGAGCCGAGAUAUAAUAUUGACUAUUUGAAACCCCUACUACACACAAUCCAAGAGGAACGGGCCAGUAUCUGUCAAGAUCUUCUUGAAAGGGGCGCGGACCCUAACACGACUACCAGAGACAUGACACCAUUGAUGUUGGCUAUCGAAGAAGAAGAUAAAAUCAUUGUAGAAGCUCUACUGAACAAAGGUGCUGGUCCCAACACUCUUGUUAAAGGUUGGGCUCCUAUUUCUCAAGCGACCUCGCGCGGGCAGAGAGAGAUCUCCGAGCUCCUGCGUGCAAAAGGUGUGAAGACGCGCGAUCGCUUUGCUGGAUGGCUUGCAAGUCCCCAGCCUAGAUCUCGUUACUUAUCCCGGCGGGACUUACGCGACAAAGACUUACUAUCCGUACUUAUUCCUUCAGGGUGGCGAGAUGGUAAUAAUAUCUAG